AUGACCAUUAUUGUAGUUCUUCUUUGCACCUCAGCUCUUUUCGUGCAGUUAGCUUUCAGCCAAUGCUUGGGUCGUGAUCCUGUUAUAGGAUUUGGAGGUGCCUACGGCUCAGGAUGGGGAGGCUAUGAAGCCAUUAGUCCAUACGAUGGCUUGGGAUACAGCGUACCUUAUUCAGCAGGGUUUAUUGGCCUGAGUCCUAGCAAUUUAGCUGCGUCGUGUGGUGGUGGUCUGGUAGUCAACAGUCUCUCUCCCACUACUCCCACGGGGCUGACUGUUGCUUCUGAGAAUACAAUUGAGGGUAACGUGGGAAUUUUCGGUCAGCUACCUUUCCUGGGUGCAGUGGCUACGGAUGGUGCGUUCAGUACUGUCGGCAUUGGUGCUGUUCUCUACGGUUGUGGUGACGGUGCUAUCGGCAUAGUUUCUGAAGCUCCUAUUGUUGCACCAGCCCCGAUCGGCUAUGGUCAGUGGCCUGUCAAUGCAGGCUAUAAAGGAAUCGGGCCAUGUGGAUGCGGCGGGUUAUACUGA
This is a messenger RNA of Bombyx mandarina (wild silkworm), 525 nucleotides long. RefSeq names its product chorion CB early protein gene 5H4 (gene 5h4). Gene Ontology annotation, biological process: chorion-containing eggshell formation; multicellular organism development. The record is from RefSeq and is a predicted model, not a curated record. Gene Ontology annotation, cellular component: egg chorion. Gene Ontology annotation, molecular function: structural constituent of egg chorion. NCBI's taxonomy places the organism in Eukaryota, Metazoa, Arthropoda, Insecta, Lepidoptera, Bombycidae.